AUGGCACCAGGCUCGUCAGUGGAAGUGGAUGGAAACCUCACCUCCGUGUCCAAUUUUGUGCUCUUGGGACUUACAGACAAUAAAGAGCUGCAGCGUUUUCUUUUUCCAAUCUUUCUCAUGAUCUACCUGGUGACCCUAACAUGGAACCUGAGCCUGAUCAUCCUAAUCAGGAUGGACUCCCACUUGCACACACCAAUGUACUUCUUUCUUAGUUUCCUGUCCUUCAUAGACAUCUGCUAUUCUACCACUGUCAGCCCAAGGAUGCUUUCAGAUUUCUUGAGAGAUCAGAAAACAAUUUCCUUUACUGCCUGUGCCACUCAGUUCUUUUUUGCGUCUUGGAUGGCUCUGUCUGAGUGUUGCCUCUUGACUGCCAUGGCCUAUGACAGAUAUGUUGCUAUUGGCAACCCUCUGCAGUAUUCUGCCAUCAUGGUUCCAGCUGUCUGUAAGAAGAUGGUUACUGGGGCCUGUGGGAGCGGGUUCCUUAGCAGCUUAGUUCAAACAGUUCCUUGCUUUAAACUUGAUUACUGUGGGCCAAAUCGCAUCGAACAUUUCUUCUGUGACAUACCCCAAAUUUUUUCUUUGUCUUGCUCUGAUACCUUCAUCAUGCAAAUUAUCCUUUUCCUUGUAGCUAUGUGUGUUGGGUUUGGUUCUUUCUUUUGUAUCUUACUAUCCUAUGGUUUUAUUGCAGCUUCCAUCCUGAAAAUAUCAUCUGCCACUGGUAGUCUCAAGGCCUUUAACACCUGUGCCUCCCAUCUGGCAGUUGUGAUACUCUAUUAUGGCACGGGUUUCUCUGUUUACGUGCAGCCUAAUUCUAGCCACCCCAAGAAGCAGGACAAGGUGCUGUCCGUGUUCUAUAUCAACGUCAUUCCUAUGUUAAAUCCUCUUAUCUAUAGUCUGAGGAACAAGGAGAUCAAAGAAGCCCUCAAGAGACUGAUAAAGAGAGCAAAACUUUACCUCUGA
Messenger RNA from Sorex araneus (European shrew), 960 nucleotides. RefSeq names its product olfactory receptor 5A1-like. Bases 1 to 960 code for a protein of 319 amino acids. The record is from RefSeq and is a predicted model, not a curated record. Gene Ontology annotation, molecular function: odorant binding; G protein-coupled receptor activity; olfactory receptor activity. The transcript has a single exon. Gene Ontology annotation, biological process: sensory perception of smell; G protein-coupled receptor signaling pathway. Gene Ontology annotation, cellular component: membrane. NCBI's taxonomy places the organism in Eukaryota, Metazoa, Chordata, Mammalia, Eulipotyphla, Soricidae.